Molecule: messenger RNA, 897 nt
Organism: Botrytis deweyae
Lineage: Eukaryota; Fungi; Ascomycota; Leotiomycetes; Helotiales; Sclerotiniaceae
Exons: 4
Coding region: 1-897 (298 amino acids)
Source: RefSeq, a predicted model, not a curated record
AUGUCAAAUCCCUGGCUAAUAACAAUCCGUAGCCUUCUUCGGGACUUAAAAAGCUCUCUUCAACAUUCUCGUACGAAGAUUGCGAAACCCGAUAAAUCUCAACUCGAACAAUUGAACAUAUCAAUCCAGCAAACCUACCACAUAUCCGGCUUGGAUAAUUUCUGUGUUAUCGAAACCUUCUUGAACACCAAAUCCCGUCAAUCAGAUAUAAAUAUCAUGGCCCAAUUAUUUCGCUCCGAGUUCUUGACGGCCGAUUUUGCCUCUGAAUAUGUAUCUUCGCUAUUACUCGCAUGGAUUGAAGAUGAUAUGGGAGAACAAAUUGUUGAUGGUUUACGGACCAAAUGGAAGCCGGUAUUAAAAUUCCCAAACGAUACAUAUACUGAUGGUAUUCGAAUCGAGAGAAUCCUAUCCCUCCGACAACAACAACCACUACCAUCAAGGAAAAACCCCAUUUACAUUUCCUUCAUCAGCUCUAUACUUUAUUCUGUACCAUGGCAAGACAUGAAAAAGCAGUCGUCGUCGCAUAUAGAAACUAUUGAAGUACGAAUGAUAGUAGUAUACUCCCGAUGGGUACAAAUCAUUACGGCGAAAUCGACGCAAGCGUAUAUUACAUCCAUUAUCAAUGGAUAUAAUGACAUUGCAGGUGAAAUGCAAAUCUCUCAGACACCGUGGUUUAAUUUUUCGAGUAUUUUAGGGAGGCAUUGUGUUUUACUCGCUGUAUUUGAGGGAAUCAGGAUACGAAGUUCUGAUGUCAAUUUUAAGGCUCAAAUUCCUGAUCUCAAGGCGAAAGUUUCUCACGUUGAUUUUACGGUUAAAGAACAAUUUUCAAUGACGAGGAAGCGUAAGAUUUCAUCCACGGAAGAGUAUGAGAAUGGGAAUAAGAGGAUGAAGAGAUGA